This is a messenger RNA of Olea europaea var. sylvestris, 4347 nucleotides long. RefSeq lists its product as uncharacterized. Lineage: Eukaryota; Viridiplantae; Streptophyta; Magnoliopsida; Lamiales; Oleaceae. The record is from RefSeq and is a predicted model, not a curated record. The coding region runs from base 3475 to 4317 and encodes 280 amino acids. The transcript is spliced from 11 exons. Gene Ontology annotation, molecular function: metal ion binding.
AGUAAAGAGAAAAUUUUAGAAAAUUUCAAAAUUCUGAAUACCCCGCAACGGUCUCUUGUUCAAUUUUCCGAUUCCCUGGGCAAAUGCAGAAGACCCUACAAUUCAUAUUCCAACCUCUCAUCUCAGAUCCCAUUCUACUCUUCAAUUCAAACGGGAAUAUGAUUCAUUCGUCCCUGAGCCUUCAACACCCAGUGUUUUCGCCGCACUGUUCUCACAAUUGCCCCUCACAGAAGCACCGCAUACAGAAAACAAUUCUGUGUUCCAGAAACAAGAGAACGAGACAUGGGUUUGAAAGAUCAACAAAGCUCGCGCUCCAGUCAGCUUAUAUUAUUGCUUCGAAAUCUGGGAUUUUACCGGAGCCAUUGGAGUUACUGUUGAGAGAAUUCGGAGGUGGGAAUAGAGGGGGUAAUGGAGGAGGAUUUAGACCCUGGAAUGGAUUUGGAUGGGGAGCUUUCGAUGGAUCGAAAAAGAGAAGGAAAUCGAUAUUGGGAAUUUUAGGUAUUUUAGUAAUUUUGGGUGUUGGGCUGUGGUUAGUUUUGGGUAAAGAUUUGGUUAUAGAUGGUGAUGUUUUCUUCGGAAGCUUGGGUUUAGUUUUAUUUGGGUUUUCAAUAAAUGGGUGGAAAAGAGGAGCUAAAGAUUGGAUUUUGGGGUUUUGUUGCUGUGCUGUUUUGAUGGGUUUUUUGUGCAAGAAAGAAAAUCUUGAGGGAUGUGUUAGGUAUUUUAGGACUAUGAAGCUGAAUAGAAGAAGAAAAUGGAGAGUAUUCUGAGGAACCACUAUUUUUGUUUUUGUUAAAAAUUUUGGUGACUAUGAAUUUUUAUUAUUUCUUUAUGUUUGUGAAAUUUGCACUUUGUUUCAAGAGAAGGAUUUUUAUGUUUUUGGUUUUUGCGGUGUUGGUUUUGUGCAUGAAUUUAAAUUUGUGUCCAUGCUUAAUAUCUUAGAAGUAUUAAGCUUUCUAAAUUAUUGAUAACAAGGGAUGUUGCAAGAAAUAAGUAAGGUGCAACAAAUUGUCUGAAUAAUAAUCAAAUCAAUUUACACUUUUUUUUUUUUUCGUCAAUUGAACAAUAGAAUAGGUGCUGGCAUUCUUUCAUCAACAGUCAUACGUGCUGGCAUGAUCCAGACGUACAAAUUGGUUUGGUUCACACUUUUUUGGUACAAAAAAAGUCACUUUUUCGAAUCAUGAGGAAACCCUAGUACACUUUCAAUAUAGUGAAAACUUGGAUCACUAAGUGGGUAUAGCACUUAAAUUCAUGUUGAACCAUUAUAAAACUUUGUCUGCUUUGCUCGUAUUCUGAUUGCUUUUUGUUUAUUAUUGCUCUCGGAAGGAGGGAUUAGGACUUAAUCCAGAACAAUAGAGCAGUUUCAUUUCAAUAUUUUAUGUUCUCAGCUUUUCUAAAUAUAAUGCCUUAAUGGUAUGUUUAAUAGGAAGGAUUUGAUAGUAUUGGUUAGAAUUGAAGAAGAAUAGUCCUGUGUACCAAACACGCACCAGGUGUUUUUACAGUAUGAAUGUUGUUCAAAUCAACAAUAGAAAUGGAGCCACAUUGAUUGUAUGUCCUGGACUGUUGUCUGAAAAUCACAAAGAAGUGUUGUUGUCCCAACCAUUAUUGAUCAUAGCAAAAAAGGCAAUAGUCCCAAUCUACUUUGUGCUUUACAAUCAUCGGAUAAAAGGCUGAAAGUGAUGUGUCAUCCUUAGAAAUGUAGAAUCUCUUAUAUAAACUGAUCCAUUGUAUGUGUCUAUUUGAGAUUGUGUGUCACCCAACAGUGUCCAAAAAACUUUGAAAACUUAUACUACUACUCAUCUCUGAAUGAGAAGGCAGUGAUGGAUGUGAAAAGUAUUGAAAGGGUAUAUCCAGUUACUGGAUCAAUAUGUGUCAAAAAACUCAAUAACUGUAUAAUAUUUGCAGCCAGUGUGGAUAUGGUUGCAAAAUCUAUAGAGAGGAGAAACAACAACUGACUAAAGUUCCAAAUGAUUUGAUCAUACAAAUUGAAGAAAAGAGGGUUCUCACGUGCAUAAGAAUGGUAUUUCAGAAUCGUGGAUGUGGCAAUCUCAGUCUCCAGAUUGAUGAACUCCCUGGUGGAAGCAAAAUGUUUUUAGUUUGGAAGGUCAAUCUUACAGCAUCAAAUGUUACUCCACUUUAUUGUGCCGCUCACUUCUUUGAAAUGAGUGAUGAUCUUGACCAAGGAAAUCUGAUUUCGAAAACUGAGUCCUUUUUGAGUUAUAUUAUCGUUUCAUCAUGGAAGGAUACAUUUAGAAUUUUUAAAAGCUGCGAAUCCAUCUCUUCUUGGGAAAGAGACUUGCAAAUAUUGAAAUGACGCUCUGAAACAAUUGCUUGGGAAAUCUGUAUGAAUGUAAAUGCAAAUAGCAGUGAGGAAAAUGAAGUGUAUUUGAAAUAUUUUGCCUGAAAGCAUAAAUCACAUGGAUGCUGACAAUUUAUCAGAUCACUGUUGGUUCGAAGAUCUUUCAUUUCUUCGAAUAGAUCACUUCAUUGAAGUAAUAGAAUCAAUUAAAAGGAGAAAGAUUCAGCCUAAUCUUGUAGGUUCUUGUAUUGCUCACUGGACAGUUAAGUGGUUUUCUGGAAUCACAUUGCGGCACAACAAUCGAAAUCAGAAAAAUCUGACCGUGCAAAUGCAUAAAUUUUCGACUGAAUGUCUGAUUAAGAUACUGCCUGCUGAAAGAAAUUCAGUUUCCUGCAAUUUUAUACCUCAUUUUUUAAAGGCAGCUCAUAUCAUGAAAAUUGAUUCAGAUUUGCUACACAAGCUCGAAAGAAGAAAAGCUAUCAUGCUUGAAAGCUGUAAAGUUACAUAUCUUUUAGAUAAGAGUGGUGUCACUCUUUUUUUGACAUGGUCAUUAUUACUAAAGCGGUCGACGCUUAUGUUUCCUUUACUUCAGGCACAUCCUAACCUGACAGAAGAAAAAGGAAAUGUAUUAUGGGUGCUGGAAUACCAUAAACUAUCCCAAGAUGCACGCCAGUGAACUUUAGCACUCAGUUUAUGCUUCUUGAACAAGUUGAUAUGUCAAGAUCUUUCAUGGCUGCUGCAUCGAAUAACCAGAGAACAAAACCAGAGGCAAUUCUGCGAGUUUGUAAAGGUACGGGGAGGGAUGGAUAAGCUCCCAGAAAGAAAUAAAGUUAAUUAAAGAAGACGUUAUGAUGUUGAAAUUUCAAGUUGGUGAAUUGCAGCUACGUAAGGUGGAGCUCCAAAAGCAUAUGAAUGCAGGGGUGAUUUUACCUGGAUGGUUCUGCGCGUGAUAACGUAAUUGAACAAUUUCUUCACUUCUGAUCUGCUUGCAAGGCUUAGAACAAAAGGAACUCCUCUUUCUCGAAUGCAAUGAAAUAUGAAUUUACUGCUGUAUGUUUACUUCGUUAUCUUGGAUUAACAGGAGGAGUGCUGUUGUAUAUGUUGAUUGAUGGAACAAGAUUGUGCUAUGAGGAUGUAGAAUUAAUCCACAGUGAAAGCAGUGCCUUCUUCUCUCGCUAAUGAUGGCUGAAGAUGAAAGAAGCAGGGUGGAACCAGAAAGCAGUUCUUCUCCCAACCCGAACCCGUGCCCCAUUUGCCUCGGACCCAUCACUCAAGAUUCCUAUUUGGACCAGUGUUUUCAUAAAUUUUGCUUUAAUUGCAUUGUAAGAUGGACCAAUAUAAUCGCUAGCAAGCACUCUUGUGGACCUUCAUCCGUGAAGUGCCCUCUGUGCAAGACCGAAAACCUAUCUAUUGUAUACGGAUUUGAUGGAAGUUCAUUUCAACGGCAUUAUGUUAAUAGGGAUUUAAGGAAUAGUAAACUCUUCAGCGAGUUCUUUUCAGAAGCUCACCGGUAUAGAUUGAAAUGCUACUACACUGAACCAGGAAACUUAGCUGAUAAAGUAAAAGUGUCAAGUUACUGGAAGUCACACAAGUAUCGUCAGCAGAAUCGUUGGCUACAUGAUUGGUUGAGAAGGGAAAUUCAGGCUGUAACUCAGGAGGAAGAUGUAGAUAUUAUUGUUCAUCACAUAUUUGGUGUGAUCGACUCUUUCAGAAGAGAUGCAGUAAAACAUUCCAAGAUUUCUACUGAGACGAAGCAAGAAGAGUUCAAAUUGUUGGUUUCUCAGGCAGUCAGACCUUUCUUGAUGGGUAGAUCGGAUAGGUUUGUGUACGAGUUAGAACUAUUUCUGGCAUCAGGAUUGAAAAUUGAUGCCUUUGAUAGAGUUUAUAUCAAGCAUUUGGGUUGGAAUAUUCCUGAAAUAAGCAAGGGGGAGGAGGAGGAGGAAGAGCCAGAUGGAACUCAUGAACAUGAACCUUCAAUUCCAUAUUUGUACAUCCUUGAUCAAGAUUCUGAUGAUAAUUGAGUAUUUGCUUUGUAAUCUUUAGUUCAAAUC